Molecule: messenger RNA, 1697 nt
Organism: Spea bombifrons (plains spadefoot toad)
Lineage: Eukaryota; Metazoa; Chordata; Amphibia; Anura; Pelobatidae
Gene: PPP1CC
Product: protein phosphatase 1 catalytic subunit gamma
Exons: 7
Coding region: 54-1025 (323 amino acids)
Cellular component (GO): cytoplasm; nucleus
Molecular function (GO): protein serine/threonine phosphatase activity
Source: RefSeq, a predicted model, not a curated record
UUCGGCAGCCUUCUGUGUGGACUCGUUCUUAGCGCCUAUUCACCUUAGGGACCAUGGCGGACGUCGACAAGUUAAACAUCGACAGCAUCAUCCAGCGGCUGUUAGAAGUAAGGGGUUCAAAACCUGGGAAAAAUGUUCAACUUCAGGAGAAUGAAAUUAGAGGCCUAUGUCUAAAGUCUCGAGAAAUCUUCCUCAGUCAGCCAAUUUUACUUGAACUUGAAGCUCCCCUUAAAAUAUGUGGUGAUAUUCAUGGACAGUACUACGAUCUACUAAGGCUCUUUGAGUAUGGUGGCUUUCCACCUGAAAGUAACUACCUGUUUCUUGGUGACUAUGUGGACAGAGGGAAGCAGUCUUUAGAAACAAUCUGUCUCCUCUUGGCUUACAAAAUUAAAUACCCCGAGAACUUCUUCCUUCUCAGAGGAAAUCAUGAGUGUGCCAGCAUUAACAGAAUCUAUGGGUUCUAUGAUGAAUGUAAAAGAAGAUACAAUAUUAAGUUAUGGAAAACAUUCACAGACUGCUUCAAUUGCUUGCCAAUAGCUGCUAUAGUGGAUGAGAAGAUCUUCUGCUGUCAUGGAGGUUUAUCUCCAGAUCUUCAGUCAAUGGAACAGAUCAGGCGAAUUAUGCGCCCAACUGAUGUUCCUGACCAGGGACUCUUGUGUGACUUGCUGUGGUCUGAUCCAGACAAAGAUGUAUUGGGAUGGGGUGAAAAUGACAGAGGGGUAUCUUUCACUUUUGGAGCUGAAGUUGUAGCUAAAUUUCUACAUAAACAUGACUUGGAUUUGAUUUGCCGCGCUCAUCAGGUGGUUGAAGAUGGUUAUGAAUUUUUUGCUAAGAGGCAGUUGGUCACUUUGUUCUCUGCUCCAAAUUACUGCGGGGAGUUUGACAAUGCCGGUGCAAUGAUGAGCGUAGACGAAACAUUAAUGUGUUCCUUCCAGAUACUUAAACCAGCAGAAAAAAAGAAGCCCAAUGCAAGCAGACCUGUAACACCUCCAAGAGGCAUGAUCACAAAGCAAGCAAAGAAAUGAGUCUUUAGUGGUCUCCUUGGACUUGUAUUAUAGUAUAUAAUCUCACUUUUUUUUUAAUUGUGUAAUGUGUUAUGAACAGUCAGUUCCAUCCAGCUAGAUGUCUGUGGCAUAUUUUUGUUACUGCAAUCACUUUAAGGUCAGCCCUUUUACAUCUUGGCGUCUAAAAUACCUUCAUUCCAGUGUUGCUGAUCACUCCAGACUUAAUCAUCUUGUCAUGUAACUUUGUACAAUCCACACCUAUUGUAAAAUGCUUGUUUGCUACAUUGACACCUAUAGAGUGCGCUAUUGUCACUUCUAUAACUUCCAUACUGUUUAUACAAACCACUGUGAACAUUUUUCCUGUUUAAAACAAAAGUCAUGUCCGCACUUGUAUAGCUGUCAAAAUACAGAAAUGACUCCCGUAAAGACAGUCCUCCACUUUCCAACAAAGGAUUUGUCUCAAAUCUGUCACCAGUUCACUGAAAUAUAUUCAGGAUAGAUUGUAUGAACUCUGAACACCUUCAGACUUCACCCAUAUCCUGAAAAUCCAUGAAUUGAGCCAAUAUCAUAACUCUAGACCUAGCUUUUACUAUCACUCUCCUUUUGCCGGCAUCACUGGUUUUGAUGUAUGUAUAUUUAAAGCACAUUUUCCGUACUGUAUACUUUUAAAUGAAAUUAAAGCCAUUAUUUUAA